This is a messenger RNA of Abrus precatorius (Indian licorice), 2895 nucleotides long. Its product is annotated as putative pentatricopeptide repeat-containing protein At1g09680. The transcript has a single exon. Bases 18 to 1856 code for a protein of 612 amino acids. NCBI's taxonomy places the organism in Eukaryota, Viridiplantae, Streptophyta, Magnoliopsida, Fabales, Fabaceae. The record is from RefSeq and is a predicted model, not a curated record. Gene Ontology annotation, molecular function: protein binding.
AAGAGACAGAGCUGGCCAUGGCCAUGGCCGUGAAGCUGAAAGCGAAACUCUGCAAAACAAGAACCCAUCACCUUCACUCCCUUCGCUUCUUCUCUUCUAACCCUCACCGUUCUGGUUGCACCAAUCUUCCACAUUCCCCACGGUCACCUUAUCCCUUCAAAGACCAUGACCUUCUCUGUGCAAUCUCCGAAGCCAUCAACAAUUCCGAAACCAAACAUCUUGAAGAUUACUCUCUCAACCCCACUCUCAGACGCAUUCUCCCUUCCCUCACAGCCCGCCAUGUUACCAACCUCAUCAACCUCAACCCCCUUUCUCUCUCUCCUCUCUCUCUCCUCUCCUUCUUCAACUGGCUCGCUUCUCGUCCUCCCUUUCGCCACACUCUUCAUUCCUACUGCACUAUGGUUCACUUCCUCUGUUUCCACCGUUUGCUUCCACAAGCACAUUCUCUCCUCUGUUUCGUUAUUUCCAGAAAAGGGACCGGCUCUGCUUCUUCUCUGUUCUCUUCAAUUCUCCAAUCCAUGCCCCCACCUCAUCAUUCCUUUCUCGUGUUUGAUGCUUUGAUCUGUGCUUACGUUGAUUCUGGCUUUUUGUCUGAUGCUAUCCAGUGUUUCAGGUUGGUUAGGAAGAAGAACUUCUCUCUACCGUUUAGGGCUUGUGGGCAUUUGCUUCAUCACGUGAUGAAGUUGAAACCGGUUGGACCUUCUUGGGACUUUUAUUUGGAGGUUUUGGAUUGUGGAUAUCCUCCAAAAAUUUAUUUUUUUAAUGUUUUGAUGCACGGGUUUUGUAAAGGUGGUGAUGUUAGGAAUGCGCGGUUGGUGUUUGAUGAAAUUCCCAAGAGGGGUUUGCGUCCUACGGUUGUUAGUUUCAACACUUUGAUCAGUGGGUACUGUAAAUCGGGGAAUGUGGAGGAGGGUUUCACGUUGAAGAGUAUUAUGGAGAGUGAGAGGAUUUGUCCUGACGUUUUCACUUUCAGUGCUUUGAUCAAUGGGUUGUGUAAGGAGAGUAGGUUGGAUGAGGCGAGCCUUUUGUUUGAUGAAAUGUGCAGGAGAGGCUUGGCCCCCAAUGGUGUUACUUUCACCACUUUGAUUGAUGGGCAGUGCAAGGAUGGGAAAGUUGAUUUGGCCUUGAAAAAUUUUCAGAUGAUGCUUGCUGAGGGCAUUAGACCUGACUUGGUUACGUAUAAUGCACUGAUCAACGGCCUUUGCAAGGUUGGGGAUUUGAAGGAAGCUAGGAAGCUUGUGAAUGAGAUGGGUGCAAGUGGUUUGAAGCCUGAUAAAUUCACUUUCACUACACUAAUAGAUGGAUGUUGCAAGGAUGGAGAUUUGGAAUCGGCGUUGGAGAUCAAGAGGAGAAUGGUUGAAGAGGGGAUUGAACUUGAUGAUGUAGCUUUCACUGCUCUUCUCUCUGGGCUUUGUAGAGAUGGAAGGGUUCAUGACGCUGAAAGAAUGUUGAGAGAUAUGUUGAAUGCUGGUUUCAAACCUGAUGAUCCAACAUAUACCAUGGUUAUUGAUUGCUUUUGUAAGAAGGGUGAUGUUAAAAUGGGAUUCAAGUUGCUCAAGGAGAUGCAAAGUGAUGGACAUGUACCAAGAGUUGUGACAUAUAAUGCGCUAAUGAAUGGACUGUGCAAACAAGGUCAGAUGAAAAAUGCUAAAAUGCUGUUAGAUGCAAUGCUUAAUUUGGGUGUGGCUCCAAAUGAUAUUACAUUUAACAUUUUACUGGACGGCCAUUGCAAGCAUGGAAGCACUGUUGAUUUUAACAUAUUUAAUUCUGAGAAAGGACUUGUUACAGACUAUGCUUCAUAUACAGCACUUGUUAAUGAAUCAAGUAAAAUUUCAAAAGAUCGCCUAAAGAGAUGAUUGGCUACUGAAUGCCCUUUUUUGCCGAGCUGUCACAAUUGUCAGACCUGGCUUACAAAUAGAACGGUUUCAGAGUUAAUCAAAAGUUACUAACUAUUCUCUCUGGAUCAGUAUUUAGCCAAGGUUGGCCUAUAGAGUACAUUAAAAAUUUCAUAACAAAAUUGACGAUUGCCUUGGUGGAUUGCUGGAAAUCUAUCUGAAAAUAUGUUUUGAUGUAAAAACCCAUGCCACCCUAAAAAGCUUGAAGCUUCAUUGUUUGCAACAACACCAGAGUUAUUGGAGAUUGGGAUUGCUUCGCUCUUCACUUUGUGUAUGGUGGAUACAAUUAAUGGCAAUUGAGGUUCUUUUGUCUGCUUCAGUGAUCCCUUGUAAAUGAGGCAACUGGGCUGCCAUUGUCAAUACCAGAAGCUAAAGUUGCUUCUAACGGUUAGCGUGACUAGCUAACCGAGAGCUACCUAAGAUGAUUCAGUUGCAUCUAAAAUGGCUUCCUAACAACCUGCUAUGGAUGCCCAAGUUUAUUCUUAAAGAAAGUGCCCUGAUGGAUUUGUAGAAGAAAGAAACAUGUUUUUGCUAUAUGGAUGAUACUUCUAUGGAGGAAUGUUCCCCCUAAUCAAAGCCUGUGAUAUUUUCCAAACUACAUUUUCUCAGAAGGCUCGGUUUUGGUGGUGGGUGCCAUUUCAGCAGUUCUUACAUUCAUAGUUAACAUACAUAUGCAAAGCAAGUGAUCAAUAUUCAUAGGGGAAUUUCUAGUGGGAAGGAGGGAAUUUGAAGGGAGAAAUGAUUAAUGAUAAUAAUUUGCUGAUUUUUAACUGACAUUACACACACACUUGUAUUAACAUAUUUGAAUGCUAUUUCAAAAUUUCAUUUAAUUUUUAACUAUGGCCGUCGUAGUUUUGUGUAGAUACAGUACUCAAACCCAGCCCGUAUCUAUGCAACAUUUGAGAGUGUUGUGGGCUUGAGAUGUUCUUAAGUGAAACAUGUAUAUAUUUCCCAGAGUCUCGUUGGGCCUUUGGGAUAUUUUUUCCUGAACUAUAUUGGU